UCCUCGCGCAGUCUGGUCACUCUCCACAGCUGUUAGUUGUUAUUUGCAAUUAUUUACACAUUUAUGCAAUCAAUGGUCAAGGUGGAUGUGGAAUACUGCGGAAUCUGCAACUUCAGCGGCCAGUGCCAGCUGCUGCGCCAGUUCCUCCUGGCCGCCAGUCCCGAGGUGGAGAUUGCCUGCCGGCAAGGACGUCGCGGUUCCUUCGAGGUGGCCAUCGACGGCCACCUGGUUCACUCGAAGCUCGCCUGCCUGGCCUUUCCGCAACACGACAGCGUUCUGGCCCAGGUCCGGCGCGCAGAGCGGGGAGAGCCCGUGGAGACGGUCCUGGAGCAGCCCAUCAAGGACUGCAGCGUGAUGUAAGGGGUGUAUGGGGUAUAUUUUCAAAACACUGUUCACACUUUAUUCUCACACUUUAUUUUGAACUUUUACAAGCACUACAAAAAAAUAGUUAUAAUAAAAUAAUGAGAGGUA
Messenger RNA from Drosophila kikkawai, 471 nucleotides. RefSeq names its product migration and invasion enhancer 1. Gene Ontology annotation, biological process: negative regulation of apoptotic process; positive regulation of filopodium assembly. Gene Ontology annotation, cellular component: cytosol. Lineage: Eukaryota; Metazoa; Arthropoda; Insecta; Diptera; Drosophilidae. The record is from RefSeq and is a predicted model, not a curated record.